AUUUCCGAGCUCGCUUUAUUUCUUUUAUUAUUUCUAUAUCAUGUUUAUCAUUGUGCCAUGUGGUCCUCGUAUUCAUAUUAUCUGUACACAUAAUAAGCCUUAUUAGGCAACGAUAUAUCCGUAUAAAAAUGAAAUGUAAUAUAGCUAAAUUUAUCAAUAGAAAGAGCAAUUAAUUUUGCAAUUUUACACCUCUUUUUUAUAUAUUUACUUUAAAAUAUCUUCAAUGUUAUUCCAAACAAAACGUUUAAAAACUCCUAAGUGUUUGUUAAUGUGCAUUAUGGCAUCGUUAGUACUUUGUUUGUAGCUCUUGUUUCCAUGGCGAAAGUCUUGUUCGAGAAAAAUCCAAUAUCGAAACCAAUUAACACUGGUAGGCAGGUCACAUGACAGGUCAAGAUUUAUUGACCAAGAUAAGAAAAUAUUGUWAAACAGUCGUCAGAAAAUAUCGAACGACGGAAAAACACAACAAGGGCUGCAGGUGAUUUUGAAACUUGGUGAGUAAAAAAACAUCUGCUUUGUCUUGAGGUACUGUUUAGAGCUAUAAUUGUAAUAUGUAAUUGUAGAAGAUUAUAUUAGCUGAUCUUUCACUCAAAAUACAGAAAAAUAUAAUUGGAUUCGCUAUAGAAAAAGGUGUUUUAAAUUGACACGUUCGGAAAAUUAUAAUAAAAAGGUUAAGUCUUAACUUCAAGUAAUUUAAGCGAGCGAACUUAUUCAACUUCAGGCCUUUAUUUGUACUACUAACAACAGCAACUGGCUUAAACUCUCUCCAUGUCUUUAAUGCAGCGGUUUUGCCCACAGGGCUAUUGUAUYACUUUAGGCCUUGAAAACUAUACAACACACUCUAAACCGYGAGCUAGUGUUAUUAUUGAGUCAAUGCUUAUCAUCUUUCUUCGAUAAACAGCACAUUCCGAGAUUCUGUCGUGGACGACUUUUGCAUACUGCUUUCUUACAAAAACAUGCAAAAUCAAAACCAUUAUAACACUACGAAUAAUAUCUAGACAGCCGUCACAGAUUCCUGAUCGAACUGYACAUUGUAUCAGCCAAGAGACAAGUAUGCCUGCGAUAAAAGGGCCAAGUGUUUAAUCUAAAUGCAAUCAGUCGGAUCGCUUCAAGGUCAGUUUCAACAUUAUAAAAAUAGYAAUGAUACCAAAGUUAACUUUAGCCGCCAUGUUGGACAUGUAAUAACAAAGCUGYGGAGAGCCUUUGUUUCUAAUCUCUUAGCAUCAGCUCUUGAAAAAAAAAGAUCUUUUCCACUCAAGUAGCCUGGAAAAAGCUCGAACUGACUUUUAUUCUUUGCUAGAGUUCUAUCGCUAGACCCCAGCCCACCGUCAGUGCGGGCUAUCAYUGGUUUCAAUAUGUCAUCAAUUCAACAUGGCGGCAACUAAAACUUCUUGAUCGUUUCAUCAUGCAACARGAAUGGCCCAAAACUGAAACUUUUAAGCAUUUAAACGCAACGGCUGGCGGUAUCUUUUGGUUACGGUUUGUUCGAGUUAAGUGGUUAUCUUAAAUACAACUUGAAGAAACAGCUCGGAUUAAAUCAGAUGACUUUGUCAUACACGGCUGGGGUACAUUGUUGGGAAAGUGGCUAGUGGAUGUACAUAUGUGCUAGUGGGCAAUGAGUACAUUAGCCAGAGGGAGAAUGUAAGUCAUAUUCAUGCACGCGCACGAACGAGUAACGCCUGACUGUUAUCUGUUUUCGUUUUGUUYGCAUACUUCCUGGUAGGCAGAGUGAGUAAAAUUGAAGCGAAAAAUCGAGAGAAACUCAAAAAAAAUAUUAAAUAUUGGAUGACGUCAUAACGGAGUGGUCGUAUUAAGCGGGUKUCCGUAAGGCGAGGGUUUCAAUUUAUAUCUAUAUGACGUGGACUGAACUUCACGUCACAGUGCUUCCACGAAAUGCAUUCACACGGAUCAACAAGAUGAGCUUGUAAUAGUUGAUGCGUUUGAUGCGACCCUWUCUACAAUGCCUGAGAUCAUUAUAAAGUUUAAAAACAAAAUGGCAAUGGCUUAUGCAUGACAAAAACAAGUCUUGAAUCAAGACGAGCGAGGGCUUGAUUUGACAGCAGUUGCUACUACUUCGCCAUGCUGGUGUCGUAUAGAUUAGUUUAGACUUACUACCUUAAAAUAUCGAGAUAAUAAUCAUGAUCUGACUCUUCAUCUCACCGACUGAAAGAUCCUUGCGUUGUCAAGUCAUCCUGAUGCCCAUAGCAUUAAAGUACACGUUAGAUUGUUAUUUUGGCAGAUGACUUUGAUAGAUGGUAUUUGCACUGAAUGAUUUAGGCUGGGUAUUUACAAGAUGUUUCACGCCCAGAAGCAGGAAGAUGAUAGAACCAUUGCAUAUAGAAAACAAGGUCUCACUGAAGAGAUCACAAAAAUAGAAAAGGUGUGGCGCCUCAUAAAUUUCAUGAGCUGUGUGCAUGAGACAAAUGAAGUGCGAAAACUUGUAUGGCACCCUAUUGUGGGCAACCUCACGCGAUAUAUGGUCUACAGCGACAGCUUCUCAGCCGGCCAGCACCAUCCGCCAUUUGAUGGAGAUUUUCGUCUUCUCAGUAAACUUCUGAAAUGUAUAACAUUUGUUCAAGACAUGAAUCAGUGCACUAAAAUGUCUGAAAUUCUUGGCGACAAAGCCAAGUACGUCGUAAAUGAGGUUCUUGGAAAACCGAUUUUCACCGGUAGCGCAGAAGAAGGUCUGGCAUUAUUUGGCAAUGAGCAUCUUGAUCAGCAAAAAAACUAUGACCAAUUAGAUUGCAAACUUCUUCAUGAUAUAGAUAUCAUGUAUGAGUCUCAUAAAAUGGUGRCAUACGAAAUUGAUUCAUUUUUGCAGCCAUUGGAUGCAUCUGGAAUUCUCCAUGUCCUGAUGCGGCCAGGGAAAAAGGCCGGUUACGUCACUUUACAGAAAUACCUUCCAAGAUUGAUUGCUACAGAAAUAAAGUAUGUGGAAGUUGUUAAAGUAURUCCUAUGCUGAAAGAGUACGUUGACCAAGAAUGUGUACCGAUGUACGUUCCAGCUCUAGCUUUCUUGGUUGCCUCAGAAAAUGACGUUUUACCGCAAGAUUGCAGUUGUGAGUUUACAUAUACUGACGGAGGAUUAGAUCGAAACAGGUACGGUGAUCUGUGCGAGGACUGUAAGCGUCUGUCACUAAGAGAGAUUCGUAGGGGAAAAGGUAUACAACCAACUAAAAUUUGGUCUGAUACAGUCAUGAUCAAAGGACCUGCAAUUCAUGAAAAUGCCAUAAUCGAAAAUGAUUCUGACCCGAUGUCAGCUACUGCUCCUUUGAAUGAAAUUGARCGWCAAGAAAGAUGUAAACUAUAUGAAAAGGAAUAUGCUGKCAAACGUACUUAUACUGUUUUACCAACCGCAAAACCAGAAUUAGGAGAUCUAUUUUCAUCCUCGGAACGUAAAAUGAUUUACAUAGAUCACGUUCCAGCCGUCAAGUGCGUCAAAUGGCCCAGUGCAGCCUGGGAAUUCACUGUGCGCGAGAGACCGAGUGGAUGGCCACCAAAGAGCGUGAUACAAGAGAUUGUGGCAAAAGGUUGUCACGUUGUUCCAAGAAGUACAAAACCUCCUCCAGACACGAAGAUGAGACAAACGUUUCAUAGUCUUAUCAAUACGCCUMACUACGUCGACUGGCGACUAAGCUUUUCGCUGGCAGAGAAAAAUUUGGCUUCARCUUUGAAUACGGCACAGGUAAAAUGCUAUACAUUGUUGAAAAUUUUAAAUGAUAAGGCGAUAGAUGAUCUUCGUCGAUCCAGGGAUGAAAAAGUUUAUGAAAGUUUUCAUGUCAAGCCGUUUGACCUGGACAGUUACUUUUUGAAAACCACAUUCUUCUGGGUGUGCGAAGAAAUUCCUCUCGACGAAUGGAAGGAUGAUAAUUUGGGAGCAUGCUUCUUCAAAGUUGUGGARAAGCUUAUUCUCUUAUUGGAAAAGGGGACAAUCCCAAACUAUUUCCUCCCUAGCAGUAACUUGAUUGUGCCAAAUAGCGAGAUUAAUCCAGAAUUUAUGUUAAAGAAAGAUGCACAUGAACUAGCUUUUUAUUUGAGAAUGUUUAGAGCUAAAACGUCAAAUGAAAUAUUUGAAUUUUUGCACAAAUSUGUGUGGAAUGAACUGUGGGAAGGCUCAGAGAUAAAGCCGCCAGGAUGCACUCCUCAGGAAUUGACAAUGGUAAUGGAGGCGUUGAGGGAAGAGAAUCAAGAAAGGUGGGAAGAGCUUCAGCGGAAUCAGAAAAAAGAGCAAGCUUCAACACAUUCCAUAUCAGAGGAUGCUGAUCUUUCAAAGCUCAAAAACGACGUCGGAGAUGAGGAAAUCCCCAAUGCUGAUCACAAUUACGGAUCAGAGAACGUCGCAACAACGUCGCCUCCUUCCAUUGAUACCGGCGCAAAUAUAGAGUCCAAAUGUAUAAUUUCCACUGAAGAGAUUCAAGCCAGUUCUGAAUCCAUAGAUGAUCAGUGCUCCCAAAGUGUAGAUACCAGAGCGGAUGCCAUUCAAARGAUGCCUAAAUCGGAUGUGGUUCUUGCACAGAUCUUUGCAGCCAUUUCAAARUUCUUGUAUAAAAAUGGAAACAUACAUGGUAAAGGUUUCAACACUGCACGUGCAGCAUUUUAUGAAGAUGAAGCGAAAAAGCUGCUUCCUGAGGGAUGCUCACUGGAUGAUUUGCCCGAAUACAAACUACCGGUCACUUCGGCGUCAUCGUCUGACUCCGAGUAUGACAUGUCUGAUACAGAAUAUGAGGAAUAUGAGGACGAGGGGCCUYCACCGAAUAUAGAACCGACAUAGAAACUAUUUAUAUUGGACGAUUUGAUUUUUAAAAAUCCAUGGUCACGUGUUUUGCAGCUGUCACCAGCUCUCAUCGAGUGUAUGUAUUGGAGAUUGCUUUUCAAUCUCAUGAUUAAGUGCCUCAUCGGUACGAAAAAACUCAUAGAUCGACAAUCAAAAAAUGGUAAGGGUUGCAAUUCAUGAUAAUUUUCCGAGUACUUUAAGCUCUGAUUAUAUUAGUUAGCAUGUUGGCCUUUGAUCAUCCUAAAUGUGCAGCUCAGUUUUAUUUUUCUAGAUGAUAUUGUUGCCGAGAGCAACACAGACUUUAAGUUAAUUGUAUUGUAGUUUACAAGUGUAGUUUUUAAGUUGACUCAAAACAUAAAUAUGGUGCAAGCUUCAAGAGUAAUUUUAAGGCAAAUAUAGGGGUGAUAUCAAAUAAAGCUUAYGAUGCUGA
Exaiptasia diaphana is the source of this 5201-nucleotide messenger RNA. RefSeq lists its product as uncharacterized. The record is from RefSeq and is a predicted model, not a curated record. Bases 2291 to 4768 code for a protein of 825 amino acids. NCBI's taxonomy places the organism in Eukaryota, Metazoa, Cnidaria, Anthozoa, Actiniaria, Aiptasiidae. The transcript has 3 exons.